AUUAUUUGUUAGAAGCAUACAAAGCAUUAAUAUUUAUAAAUAAAGCAACAAAACAGUUUUUAUUUCACUCAAGAUGGUCUAAUUUAAUAUGUUGCUUGCACCAACUGGAAACGGGUGCUGAUGGUGCUGUCCGGCGGCACCGCGGCGUCGUCGGGCGGGCCCGACCUGUCGCAGAUCCCGGCCGACGUGGCGCACAAGCCGAGCACGCUGGACCGGCUGAGCGACUACCCGGCCGCGCGGGCCACCGACAUGCUGAACACGUACACCAAGUUCCUGUUCGUCCGGCACCCGUUCGAGCGGCUGCUGUCCGCGUACCGGAACAAGCUGGAGCAGCGGCACGACAGCUCGCGGUACUUCCAGUCGCGGUUCGGCCGGCGCAUCGUCAAGCGGUACCGGGCGAACGCGACCGAGCAGUCGCUGCGGCGCGGCGACGACGUGACGUUCGCCGAGUUCGCCGAGUUCGUGGCCGACACGCGGGACACGGUGUUCAACGAGCACUGGGCGCCCAUCGACAGGCUGUGCCGGCCGUGCGCGGUCAACUACGACUUCAUCGGCAAGCACGAGUCGCUGUUCCGCGACUCGGACUAUCUGCUCAGGCACGUGGUCGGCGUGGCCGACGUCAAGUUCCCCAAGGGCCCGGACUCCAACACGUCCACGCAGCUGGUCAAGUACUACACGUCGCUCGACCACAACACCAUACUCCGUCUGUACGGCGUGUUCGAGUUGGACUUCAAGUUGUUCAACUACGAUUUGCAAAACAUUUUGGGCUACGAGGUCGGCUAACGAUGCUUUUUUUCGCCCCGCCGCGCGCAAAGGCGCGCGCGGGUGUCCCAGUCAGAUCUUACUCCGCUUUCCAUCGCCCACACCGCAUAACAAUAUCGAAAGGGUUAUAGAAAUCUUAGCACGUCCCGGUCAAGGGGCUUUAUAUCGGCAGGGUUAAAACCGCAGCAGGGUUUACUCCGCGGGUAAGAUUCGACUGUUUCACCGGGUCCGUACAGCAUUUGGCGAGGAGCGGAGUCAGUUGCUGCCUAGGCUCUCUUCCAUACCGACUCCCGGGCUCCGAACUUGAGAUUUUUCGUUAACGACCUUCCUCUAUUAUUUUCCGGUCGAUUUUUGUUCGAUCGUUUUCAUUAUUCAACGCGUCGCGUCGAAGGCUCGAUCGAAUAAAAUUAAAAACUAUUACAACUGUUUUCAACCACCACUCGCGUUCCUAACCCUUCGAUCCGUAACAUAUAUAUACAUUACAUACGCAUGGAAAUAAAUGUUUUGGCGGUGUAAGAAAUAUACAUCGUUUCUUAUUAUUAAUAUUAUUUUUCCGUGAACAAUAUUUUUGUGGGUUUUGCGGCGUUUCUCUACAUCAAAUUUAGUAUUGUAUACAUACAGUGGGUCGUGAACUGCGAAUGCAAUUGUAUCGUAACAUCGUAUUUGUAUUCAAUAUGUACACUACGAGAGCGUUGUAAUACUAUGCGUCAACGGACAAAACGACUACGAGCUCCCCGAGACCGGCAAUUUUUAACAUAAUAUUGUACAUAGUAUUUAAUUCGGCAUUUCUAACGCUUCACAGUGCCUGUCGCGUUAACCGCUCCGUAUAAUAAAUCUAUAGAUAUUAUUUAUAUUAUGUAGUCGUGUUUAUCGUACACGUUGAGAUUUUCUCGAUAUUGAAAAUGUAUUAUGCAAAUUAUUUAUCAUCUCGGUUGUAUCCGUGUAACGCAAAACGUUGUAAUUUUUGUAAAUUCAUUACUAAUGCCUUGUAAAGUGUCAGCUAGUAAUAUUGGCUUAUUUUUUUAUUGCCGACGUAAUGUUACGUCUUUUUAACUGUGAUUUGUUUUUGUGUUUGAUUUGUUGGAUAUUUGUUGUUAUGAACGUUAUAUAUAUUAUUUUAAUUGCUGGUUUUAUAGAAUAUUUUCAUGAACCAUUAAACUAUUAUACAUUUAAGUAAUAAAGCGAUUUGUUUGUAUUUAUUUAACGACAUUCUCUCCAUACAGUGGACUGUAUUAAAUUCGAUUUUAAUUGCCUUUUAAAUCGUAUUACAGAGGCAGAACGUAAAAAUGAAGGAUACACAUGGGUUGGACCGUAAAGGCAAAGUAUAAGCGCAUGCUUUACUAUCAAACGGAUUUCGAUAUUAUUAUCAAGAGAUAUCACGUAUUUCAAUGAAAUAAAGCGUUGACACAAUUACCAUUACAAUAUAAUUUAUGUUGAUGUGUAAUAAAUAUUACAUUUGACUCGUAAUAGACUUAUUAUAAAAUUAACAACCUACGCUACCUCAGUGACAUACAUUCAAUCUUGCAC
Sipha flava (yellow sugarcane aphid) is the source of this 2289-nucleotide messenger RNA. RefSeq names its product carbohydrate sulfotransferase 11. The record is from RefSeq and is a predicted model, not a curated record. The transcript has 2 exons. Gene Ontology annotation, molecular function: sulfotransferase activity. Bases 121 to 783 code for a protein of 220 amino acids. Lineage: Eukaryota; Metazoa; Arthropoda; Insecta; Hemiptera; Aphididae. Gene Ontology annotation, cellular component: membrane. Gene Ontology annotation, biological process: carbohydrate biosynthetic process.